UUUACAAUGAAUGAAUAUCGAAAAGUAGCUUUUGGUACUGAGAAUUCUGGCUACUAAUGUGUUUAUCCUCAAAUCUGAUUCUAUCAAAUCGUAAAUGUACACAAAGAAAAUAAAAAGGUUCUUCAUGGACGACUGAUCUGUGACAUAUUUUAUAUCGUAGUGCCCAAACUUGUGUGCGUGUAAAAUCGUUAAUUGUUUAAUGUUUUUGAAUAUUAAAGUUGGUUAUUAAAAAGUUUCUCCUUUUUGGAAGACCCUGAAAACGAUGGAUAUUGAGGUGGAGUCGAGUGACGUCGGAGCGGAAGGCAGAGCAGCUCCUGGGAAGCGUCAGAGAUCCCCGCCUGCUGAUGAAGCUAGCAGCCAGAAGACGAGGCGCGCGCGUCGGGACAGCGGGACGCACAUGAUCUUCUCGCAGUACGAGGUGGUGCGGACCAUCCUGGGCCACUUGCCGCGGGAGGACGUGCGGUCCGCCGCCCAGGUCUGCAGCACCUGGAACUCCGUCGCCAAGAUCGUGCUGCAGUCGCGCAUGAAGGCGGAGUGGGUGUUGGCGUCCACGUACCCGGCCUUGGAGACCUUCCUGAGGACACAGUUGGCCGGUGAUCCGCGGCUGUGCUUGGUGUUCCUCAUGAAAAUGAAGAAAAGUUUGGUGGCGUGCCUGCGCAAGCACGUGGGCCCGGCGUGCGCGGUGGUGGAGGUUCAGGGCUCCGGCAUCGUGGGCUCCCCCGCUGGCUCCUUGGAGGCGCGCGAGCUGGAAGGGCGCGGCCGGAAGGGCGGCAUAUCCGCCCUGCUGCUGCCCAGCGUGCCGGGCGUGGCCUGCCGGACCUUCAAGAUCCCCGGACACGUCCUGGCGCAAGUCGACGAGGUGGACCUGACUCCGGAAGAGGUGCGAGCACGGACGUCCAUCGACCCCACGGACGACGUCAAGUGCCUGCUGCUGUUCAGCGACUGCUGUUCCGCGUACAUGAAGCGUCUGGCGCUGUCCGUGCGGAGAAGGCAGGCCAAUGAGUUUGUUCUGGCCGGGGGUCUGUGCUCGAUGUCGUGUCGGACGAUAGCUGGCGUGGCCCUGGCGGGCCCCAACGUGGUCGCUGCCUCCAUGCUCCUGCCGUCCGACGUCAUGAAGACGUCCGCAGCCGAGAAGUAUUUCCAAGAAUUCCGAAGGGACACCAAAGACAUUGACGCCAAGCAGACGGUUGGCUUGAUGUUUGCGUGCGUGGGAAGGGGCAAGUCGAUGUACAACGAGCCCAACGUCGAGGCGAGCCUGUUCAGGAAGUACUUUCCUUCCACGCCGCUCGUCGGGUUUUUCGGGUUCGGGGAGAUAGGUGCUGACUUUGUACCAGAUGGAAGGGAGGCACGAAGCGUAACUGACGAAUACUACGACGAGUAUUUUCGUGAUUAUUGCACUGUGUUUGUGUACCUGGCCUUCACGUAAGCACUGUCGUAUGAAGCAGAUGUUGAGGCGUCUGCUGUUGUAAUUGACUGCACUCCAAGACGUGCAGCUGUGAUGGAUGUGCGGGGGUUCUUACUACCAAGUGUUGCGUAUGUUUGCUGACGUGAUUCGACCAAAAAACAAUUAACAUAUAAAUCGAUUUUCCCCAGCUCAAUAAAUAGGAGAGUUGCUGAAGGAAAUGGAAUUGGAAUACUUUUCUUAAAGUUUUGGGUUUAUAUAUAUAUUAUAUUUUUUUAAUUUUUAAAGUGUUUUAAUUUUGUCUGAGAAGAGCAGGGCAAAAAUUUUUGAAAGCAUUAAUUUAUUUUAGAGAUAUAAAAUUAUUUUUAGUUCUUUAGGUGGAAGACCAGUCAUUGGAAUAUUUAUGCUAUUCAAUAUUUUUUGUAAUUGAAUGUGUUGAUAAUUCAUUACAAAAAUAUAUUUUUACACUAUUCCUCCCAUGUAUGCUUACUUGUCAUAUCUCUUCUUAAUUAUAAAUUUCCCUGUGUUUUAAGCCAUUUUCCUGUUUUCUCAUAAAUUCUUCAGCAGUAUAUUUUUUUCCACCUAUUACUCUUCCUUCUAUGUAUUUUCUAAUAUAUUUUCCUGGCCCUUUGAAAGUUUUGGAAUAGAUUCCACCUUAUUAAGUUAUUAUAUUACUUAUUUAAUGUACGUAUUUAUAUAUAUAAAACUAUGGGUUGGAUUCAAAUGGGGAAAAAAAUAUAUUGAAUCUCCCUUAAAGCCAAAUCUAUGUCUCGAAGAUAAGAAAUAAAGUAAUUUGAAAGAAAUAUAAAAUAUGUAUUUACUAUUGUGUUAAAAAAUUCAAAUUUAAAUGCUUGUUUCAUAAGUUAAGUUUCACAAAUCAAGUAUAAUGUAAUUUUAUUUACAUAAUUACAUAUUAAAAAUAAAAGUACAAUAUUUUUUGGCACAGAACUAGGAUAGCUAAAAAGAAAGAAAAAUAAAUUGACCUAAUAAACUUUAUAGUUGUCAGCACUGAAUUUACCUGUUACUUUUUUUCCAAUAGGUAUUUUUCUUUGAAUCUUUUAUUAAAAUCUCACAUUUUUAUUACUAAUAUUUUGAUGAUUAUGAAGGUUUUAGGAUUCGACCGGCCCAUCUAUAUAUGGUUUUAUUUGUUAUUCAUUGCAUGUGCUUUGUAAAUUGUUUUGUUCAGUUUUCUGUGAUAAAUAUUUUAUUAAAAAAAUGAAACUAAGAAUGUAUAAAACUGUUUCCAUACGCUGUACUACCAUACAACUCAAUGUAGCUUCAAUUUCUUGUGUACAUUGUGAAAGAUUAUAUUUAUAGUAAAAGUUUUUGAAUAUG
Bacillus rossius redtenbacheri is the source of this 2737-nucleotide messenger RNA. Its product is annotated as F-box only protein 22-like. NCBI's taxonomy places the organism in Eukaryota, Metazoa, Arthropoda, Insecta, Phasmatodea, Bacillidae. The coding region runs from base 263 to 1426 and encodes 387 amino acids. Gene Ontology annotation, biological process: positive regulation of proteasomal ubiquitin-dependent protein catabolic process; protein polyubiquitination. The record is from RefSeq and is a predicted model, not a curated record. Gene Ontology annotation, molecular function: protein binding. The transcript has 9 exons.